Equus caballus (horse) is the source of this 3925-nucleotide messenger RNA. RefSeq names its product homeodomain interacting protein kinase 3 (gene HIPK3). Gene Ontology annotation, biological process: peptidyl-threonine phosphorylation; peptidyl-serine phosphorylation. Gene Ontology annotation, cellular component: cytoplasm; nucleus; PML body. Lineage: Eukaryota; Metazoa; Chordata; Mammalia; Perissodactyla; Equidae. Gene Ontology annotation, molecular function: ATP binding; protein tyrosine kinase activity; protein serine/threonine kinase activity. The record is from RefSeq and is a predicted model, not a curated record.
CGCGGUCGGGCAUGGGCCGCCUCCGCCCCGCGCCCGCGCCGCGCGCCACCCGUAGCCGAGCCGUCGGAGCCGCCGUCCCCACCCGCGCCCCGGGCAGGAAGAUGAGGCAGACGGGCCCGGCGCUCGGCAGCCAGAGCAGCCGCGGCAGCGGGCGGGGGAGGGCGUCCGGCCGUUUCCUCUCAGCCGCCGGGACAAGAUGGCAGCGGCCGCGGAGAGGGGCUGAGCCCGGGCUGGGCGGUGCCGCCUGCUGAGCGCCUGGCUCGCGUCCCCGGCACGGCCCCGCGCGCACGGACAUGCCCAGGGCUGCGGCCGCCCGCGGCGGGGAGAGCGCGGGCCCCUAGAAGGUAUGGCCUCACAAGUCUUGGUCUACCCCCCGUAUGUUUAUCAAACUCAGUCAAGUGCCUUUUGUAGUGUGAAGAAACUCAAAGUAGAGCCAAGCAGUUGUGUAUUCCAGGAAAGAAACUAUCCACGGACCUAUCUGAAUGGUGGAAACGUUGGAAAUUCUCAUCCUCCCACGAAGGGUAGUGCUUUUCAGACAAAGAUCCCAUUUAACAGACCUCGAGGACACCACUUUUCGUUGCAGACAAGUGCUGUUGUUUUAAAAAACACCACAGGUGCUACCAAGGUCCUAGCAGCUCCGGCGCAGCGAGCUCCCGUGGAGGCACUUCCCGCUGGGGCGUGGCAGCACAGGCUCGGCUUCCUGGAAGGCCCCCCGAGAUGUGGAUUGAAGCGCAAGAGUGAGGAGCUGGAUCACCACGGCAGCGCGAUGCAGAUUGUUGACGAGCUGUCCGUACUUCCUGCAAUGUUGCAGACCAGCAUGGGAAAUCCAGUGACACUUGUGACAGCCACUACGGGAACAAAGCCAAAUUGCACCAGUGGAGAGGGCGACUACCAGUUAGUGCAGCAUGAAGUCUUGUGCUCCCUGAAAAAUACUUACGAAGUCCUCGAUUUUCUGGGUCGAGGCACUUUUGGCCAGGUAGUCAAAUGCUGGAAAAGAGGGACAAAUGAAAUUGUAGCAAUCAAAAUUUUGAAGAAUCACCCUUCUUAUGCACGUCAAGGUCAAAUAGAAGUGAGCAUAUUAGCAAGGCUCAGUACUGAAAAUGCCGAUGAGUAUAACUUUGUACGAGCUUACGAAUGCUUUCAGCACCGGAACCAUACCUGUUUAGUCUUUGAGAUGCUGGAACAAAACUUGUAUGACUUUCUGAAACAAAAUAAGUUCAGUCCCCUGCCACUAAAAGUAAUUCGACCCAUUCUUCAACAAGUGGCCACUGCACUGAAAAAAUUGAAAAGUCUUGGUUUAAUCCAUGCUGACCUCAAACCAGAGAAUAUUAUGUUGGUGGAUCCUGUUCGGCAGCCGUACAGAGUUAAAGUAAUAGACUUUGGGUCAGCCAGCCACGUAUCAAAGACUGUUUGUUCAACGUAUCUGCAAUCUCGAUACUACAGAGCGCCAGAGAUCAUAUUGGGAUUGCCAUUUUGUGAAGCCAUAGACAUGUGGUCACUGGGAUGCGUGAUUGCAGAAUUAUUCCUGGGAUGGCCGCUCUACCCAGGAGCCCUGGAGUAUGACCAGAUUCGUUACAUUUCUCAGACUCAAGGUUUACCAGGAGAACAGUUGUUAAAUGUGGGUACGAAAUCCACAAGAUUUUUUUGCAGAGAAACAGAUAUUUCUCAUUCUGGUUGGAGAUUAAAGACACUGGAAGAGCACGAGGCAGAGACAGGAAUGAAGUCUAAAGAAGCCAGAAAGUACAUAUUCAGCAGUCUGGACGACAUAGUGCAUGUGAACACAGUGAUGGAUUUAGAAGGAAGUGAUCUUUUGGCUGAGAAAGCUGAUAGAAGAGAAUUUGUUGGUCUGUUGAAGAAAAUGUUGUUAAUUGAUGCAGAUUUCAGAAUUACUCCAGCUGAGACUUUGAACCAUCCUUUUGUUAAUAUGAAACAUCUUCUAGAUUUCCCUCAUAGCAACCAUGUAAAGUCCUGUUUUCAUAUUAUGGAUAUUUGUAAGUCCCACCCAAAUUUAUGUGACACAAAUAAUCACAAUAAAGCUUCACUUUUAAGACCAGUUGCUUCAAGCAGUACUGCUAAUCUGACAGCAAAUUUUACUAAAAUUGGCACAUUAAGAAAUCAGGCCUUAACCACAUCUGCUCAUUCGGUUGUGCACCAUGGAAUUCCUCUGCAGGCUGGAACUGCUCAUUUUGGUUGUGGUGAUGCUUUUCAUCAGACACUGAUUAUCUGUCCUCCCGCUAUUCAAGGUAUCCCUGCCACGCAUGGUAAACCCACUAGUUAUUCAAUAAGGGUAGACAAUGCAGUCCCACUUGUGACUCAGGCCCCCGCUGUGCAGCCACUGCAGAUCCGAGCAGGGGCUCUUUCUCAGACAUGGUCUGGUAGAGCACAGCAGAUGCUGGUCCCUGCCUGGCAGCAGGUAGCACCCCUGGCUCCUGCUGCUACGACACUGACGUCAGAGGGGGUGGCUGGUUCACAGAGGCUUGGAGACUGGGGGAAGAUGAUUUCACACAGCAAUCCGUACAGCUCAGUGAUGCCACAGCCUCUUCUCACCAACCAGAUAACUUUGUCAGCUCCUCAGCCUAUUAGCGUGGGCAUCGCCCAUGUGGUCUGGCCUCAGCCUGCCGCCACCAAGAAAAAUAAACUGUGCCAGAACAGGAGUAAUUCAUUGCAGAAUACCAAUGCCCCACAUUCAGCAUUUAUUUCUCCAAAGAUAGUAAACGGGAAAGAUGUCGAGGAAGUGAGUUGUGUAGAAACACAGGACAAUCAUAGCUCAGAAGGAGAGGCGAGACGUUGUUGUGAGACACCCGUCAGGCAGGACUCUGACUCCUCGGUUCCAGACAGACAGCGACAAACCAUCGUCAUCGCCGACUCCCCGAGCCCGGCAGUCAGCGUGAUCACCAUCAGCAGCGACACUGACGAGGAGGAGCCGGCACAGAGACAUGCGCUCAGAGACUGUAAAGGCAGUGUGGACUGUGAAGCGUGCCAGAGCACUUUGAACGUCGGCCGCAUGUGCUCCUUAAGCAGCCCCGACAGCACUCUGAGCAGCAGCUCCUCGGGGCGGCCCAGCCCGUCCCCUUGCAGGAGACCAAGCAGCAUGUCAGAUGAAGAGCAGGAAAGUGGCUGCGAUACUGUGGAUGGCUCUCCACCGUCCGACUCCUCGGGACGUGACAGUCCAUUUGCAGAGCGCAGUUUUGUGGAGGACACGUCUCGAAACGCAGAACUGGGAACUGCCGCAGAAACCAAACCAGCUGUCUGUACUGUUGUGGUGCCACCACUGGGACUAGAAAAUGGAUUAAAUGCCGAAGAGCAUAUGGCAAAUACAGAUUCUAUAUGCCAGCCAUUAAUAAAAGGACGAUCUGCUCCUGGAAGACUAAACCAGCCUUCCACAGCGGGUAAUCGUCAGCCAAAACUGACAUCAGCAUUCCAGCAGCAGCCUUUGAACUUCAGUCAGGUUCAGCACUUCGGAUCUGGGCAUCAGGAGUGGAAUGGAAACUUUGGGCAUCGAAGACAGCAAGCGUAUAUCCCCACAAGUGUUACCAGUAAUCCGUUCACUUUCUCUCAUGGAAGUCCCAGUCACACAACUGUGCAUGCCCAUCUGGCUGGGAACACGCACCUUGGGGGACAGCCUACUCUGCUUCCAUACCCAUCGUCAGCUGCCCUCAGUAGUGCUGCGCCAGUGGCCCACCUCUUAGCCUCUCCGUGUACCUCAAGACCUGUGUUACAGCAUCCAAGUUAUAAUAUCUCCCAUCCCAGUGGCAUAGUUCACCAAGUUCCGAUGGGCAUAAAUCCCCGUCUGUUACCAUCCCCAACCAUUCAUCAGACUCAGUACAAACCAAUCUUCCCACCACAUUCUUACAUUACAGCCUCACCUGCAUAUACUGGAUUUCCAUUGAGUCCAACAAAACUCAGCCAGUAUCCAUAUAUGUGA